Messenger RNA from Dipodomys spectabilis (banner-tailed kangaroo rat), 1488 nucleotides. Its product is annotated as alpha-1,3-mannosyl-glycoprotein 4-beta-N-acetylglucosaminyltransferase-like protein MGAT4E. Gene Ontology annotation, molecular function: acetylglucosaminyltransferase activity. Lineage: Eukaryota; Metazoa; Chordata; Mammalia; Rodentia; Heteromyidae. Gene Ontology annotation, biological process: protein N-linked glycosylation. The record is from RefSeq and is a predicted model, not a curated record. The transcript has 4 exons. Bases 1 to 1488 code for a protein of 495 amino acids.
AUGGCUCUGCAUAGUGGGAAGAGAAGAUCUGACAGCAAAAGCUGCUGCUGGCUGAGCACCCUGCACCAGUUCCGGUGGCGAAGCAUCCUAGUUACUGCAUCCUUGGUAGCCCUCGGAGUCUUCCUGCAAAAGGUCAACAAGACUGCAGAGCACAGUGUACUGAGGACCUGGGCAUCCCCUCCAUGUGACAUGUAUCUAUCUUAUCCUCAAAAGGAAAAGGAGAAAAUAAUUGGGCAGAUAAUUCAGGAACAAAUGAACUCUGAAAUCAAGAACCAUCUGGAUGCCUUCAAGGAGAUGCAGAAAACCUUCCCCCUUUUCAAACAUGCUAACUACACCCUCCUGGCUGGAGCCCCUCCCUGGAGGAAGAAGCUGCUGACUGUGGGGAUUGCCUCAGUGCAGCGUUCCCAUGGCAACUACCUCCUGGACACCCUAAAGUCCCUGUUCCAAGCUUCUUCAAAAUAUGAACUGGAGCAUCCUCUCGUGCUGGUCCUCCUGUCAGACUCUGACCCCCAGUGGCUCAGCCAAACAGUUGCCAAGAUUUCAAACCUCUUCACAUGGUUCAUUGAGGCCCAGGAACUGCUCGUGGUCCAUGGUCUUCUCCGUGGUUCCCUUGUGAGGACAGUGGAUGAUGGCUCACCGUGUGGCGAGCUUUACUCCAAGCAGAGAGCAGAUUUUGCCCUCCUCAUGAACUUCGCAAACAACCUGUCUGAUUACUUCCUGUUGCUGGAAGAUAAUGUUUAUUGUACCUCCGGCUUUGUGUCUACCAUCUACAGGACGUUAGCAGCCUGGGAAGACCUGUCUUGGGUGAUCCUGGAGUUCUCCAUGCUGAGUGUCUCUGGGAGAGUCUUCCACACCAGUGACUUGUCCCGCCUCAUCUCUUUCUUCUUCCUCUUCCCCAUGGACACGCCCACCCACCUGCUCCUUUCUGAAUUCCGGCUACUCUUGAAUCAAAAUGUCCCAAUUCACUUCAGUUCAUCCAUUUUCUACCGACUGACUGGUUAUCUAGAGUCUGAAAGAGCGUGCUUUCCUGUGGAGCAGGCAGUGGUCUUCAGGAAUCCAGACAAUCCUGUUGGAGUUGUGGUCUCCAAUAUGAUCCCAGCAGUUUCUUAUAUGCCUUAUUAUGCUUAUAUUCUGAACCAGGACCACUUCAUUGGUGUGGAAGUUUGGGAAGGAAACUUCUUGACAGUGAUUCUGGAUAAACCCCACAAGAUCCUGCGGGUAGCAGUGCUGACAGGCUCUGAGGAAAAUGGGAUGUACCACUUACAGAAGGCGCAUGUUCUACUGGGCUCUGGCCUCACAGAGGAGCCCAUGCACUGCACCCAGUAUACCCUGCUUGGGCCACUGGUGAAAGGAAAUCUGGACCAGAGGGUAUUUUAUGAAGAAGAUUCUGUGGAGGAACUGAGCUGUAUACAGCUUCUGGUAUUAGCACCUCAGGAAUCUUUGCUCCUGAUCAGGCAGAUCAAAGUAUGGACAGAAAAAGAGAAUUAG